UGGCCAUGACCCCCUCAUCCAGCACCAUGGCCCUGGAGGGAAGGAGAAACAGCAACAACGUGCCAUGCAGCGUUUUCCGUUUAAACGCGGUGAUGGGAAGAACGACGGUUUCAGCAUUAACGGCUUCUGAUCUCUGGAAUUCAGUUACGUGCUGGUUGGAAAAGCAGAGGCCCAGGGGCACGAGGGCUGGCCUGGCCUGGAGGGACACAGGGAUGGGGACAGGGAGCUGCCCACCCCAAAGGGGUGUGUGGGUCAUGAUACUGAUCCUGCUGCUCUGUCCAGGUUUUACCGAACCAUUGAGAAUCAUCUACUCAGAAAUCACGGUACCCAGGCUGCUGGAGACAAAGGAACAGACCUUCCCCAAGGUGGACACGUCCUAUUUAAUAACGGCAGAAGGAAACCACCACAUCGUCCAUCUAACGAGGGCAAAAAAUUUGAUAGCCAAGGACAUCCCAGUUUUCACGUAUAGUCCGGAGGGAAGGCUGAUAACCGAGUUUCCCUAUAUUCAGGACGACUGUUACUACGAGGGGUUCGUGGAAGGUUCCCCGGGAUCCAUCGUCUCCCUCAGCACGUGCUUUGGGAUCAGCGGCGUGUUGCAAAUUGGAGAUCUGUGGUACGAAAUCGAGCCCGUGGAGAAUUCCUUGACGUUUCAACACCUCAUUUACCGGAGGGCGCUGGAAAAUGGCUCAAGCGGGUUGUGCCAAGUGGCCGAAGAACACAAGGCCCACCUGCCUGAAGACGGAGAAUUCGCCAAUGGGAGUCGUAAAAUCGUCUUUGCUGACGAUGUCCUUGAUCCCCCCCUGGUUAUGCCCACCAGAUAUUUGGAGUUGGCUCUAGUCACAAACAAAGAGCUGUUCAAAGUUAAAAACUACAAUGAAACCGAGAUGCUACAUAUGUUCGUUUCCAUCAGCAAUCUCCUGAACACGGUCUACAAGCCCAUGAAGCUGCAGGUCGUCAUCAGCGCGGUGGAGGUGUGGACCAAGGCCGACCAGGUGGCGACCACCCGCAGCCUGGCCGAGACACUGCAAGGAUUUGCUGUGUGGUGCUACAAGGAUGCCUUCGGUCGUAUUAAUUACGACCAUAUCCAGUUAUUGAUUGGUGAGUACGACGAGGAGCGGGGAUUCGCCUGGAAAAGGUCCAUGUGCCAGCUGAACUCCAUGGGUGUCGUCUCGUUUCCUGGCCACGACACCACCAGCAGCAUGUUGAUGCUCGCCCACGGGAUUGGCCACAGCUUGGGCUUCAGCCACGACAACGCCAAGAAAUUUCGUGGCCGAUUCUGCAAUUGCACCUGUUCCCAGACAGGAUGCAUCAUGAGCACAUCCCCAGGAGAUUGCUUAGCUUUCAGCAACUGCAGUAUGGCAGAAUAUUACGACGAAGUGAUAAGGAAAGAUCUACCAUGUCUACACAACAUACCGUCUUUAAAGCCAUUUCUUCUCGAAGCCUGCGGCAACGGUGUCUUGGAUAAAGGGGAAGAAUGUGAUUGCGGCGUUGAUGAGCGUUGCCUCCAAGAAGGAUGCUGCGUCGCCUCCACCUGCUUGCUUGCUCCGGAGGCUUCUUGUUACAGAGGUGGAUGUUGUCACAAAUGUGAGUUUCGGGCAGAAGGUAAAGUCUGCAGAGAGGCCAUGGGUGUAUGUGAUCUCCCAGAGUACUGCAAUGGCUCUUCGGCGCUCUGCCCCUCGGACGUGUUCAAGCAGGACGGAACCCCAUGUGGUGACAACAACCGCUGCUACGACGGGACCUGCCACAGCCACGGGCAGCAGUGCAAAGCUCUGUUUGGCAAAGCUGCCCAACCUGCCUCAUUCAGCUGCUUCAGGGAAGUGAACAUUCAAGGUGACCGGUGCGGGAACUGCGGCUGGAAUGGGACGUACUACACCAAAUGCCAGGAACAGAAUGUCCUGUGUGGAAGAGUGCAGUGCACCAAUGUCAAACGCGUGCCCAUCAGGCACGAAGGCGAGACCGUGGUUCAAACCAUCAUGAACGAUGAGAUCUGCUGGGGACUCGAAUUCCACCUGGCUACAGACACUCCUGACGUGGGAUCCGUGAAAGAUGGCACCUCCUGCGGUAGAAACAAGAUAUGUGUGAACAGGACGUGUGUCAGCGCAGCUUUUCUCGACAGCGAUUGCAGGGAGAGAAAAUGCCAUAACAGAGGGGUGUGCAACAAUAAGAACAAUUGUCACUGUGAUUUUGGAUGGCGCCCUCCGUUCUGCAAGCUGGAAGGAUUUGGAGGCAGCAUUGACAGUGGGCCACCGCCUUCUUUGUACUUGUUGAGAGCCGUAAAGAAAUUUGGAAAAGUUGCCUUAAUAUUACUUUUGUUCUUCUUUAUUUCGGCCUUUUUGAUGUACAAGAGGAACGCCAUUUCUCUGUGGUUUCAUAGGUGUCGACGUAAAAAACAGGAAAAACAACGCCAUAAGAGCAUUCGUCCUCCUCCAAAUGAAGGAAAAGUAGAAGGGGAAAGCUCCGUGUAAGGAUUAAGCCUGAGAAGUGACUCUGGGCAGGAGAAAAGACCCCAGAGGGUUGAAAAGAGCCAACACUUUGAGAUCGGCCGCACGUGUCGCUGGUUCGGCUUUAACCGCAGGAAGCCAAGCUUCCCAAAUUUCUCACCUUCGUUUUGGGUUUGUUCAGCUUUAAAAAACAACGGUGCCUUCACUAAAAUAAACGGGUUUUCUUCCUGUUUCUGUUUACAACAAAUAUUUGUUUUUCUAGGAGAAAGCUGGAGUACACAUUCACCCACGGGUUUCCAUCUCUGCUUCUUUUUGGGGACAGACUUUUGAGCAGGGCUGUUGCGAUAGGACAAGAGGUGAUGGUUUUAAGCUAAAGGAGAGAGAUUUAGCAUAGAUAUAAGAAAUUGUUGGCCCUGAGGGUGGUGAGAGCCUGGCCCAGGUUGGCCAGAGAGGUGGUGGAUGAACCAUCCCUGGAGACAUCCCAGGCCAGGCUGGACGGGGCUCUGAGCAACCUGAGCUGCUGAAGAUGUCCCUGUCAUGGCAGGGGGGGCACUGGGGGAGCUGGGAAGGUCCUUUCCAACCCAAACUAU
Columba livia (rock pigeon) is the source of this 3031-nucleotide messenger RNA. Its product is annotated as disintegrin and metalloproteinase domain-containing protein 20. Gene Ontology annotation, cellular component: sperm head plasma membrane; external side of plasma membrane; plasma membrane. The transcript is spliced from 22 exons. Gene Ontology annotation, molecular function: metalloendopeptidase activity. Bases 6 to 2465 code for a protein of 819 amino acids. Gene Ontology annotation, biological process: male gonad development; proteolysis. The record is from RefSeq and is a predicted model, not a curated record. NCBI's taxonomy places the organism in Eukaryota, Metazoa, Chordata, Aves, Columbiformes, Columbidae.